AUGAAGGGAAGGUGAUAUCUCGCACUGCUCUUUACCAAGCCAUGACCUUCCUUCUGACCUAUUUGUCUUACGCAGGAUUACAUGUGACUAGAGAAGGAUGGUCGAUUCUUAAAUAAGGACAUCGAAUCUGCCAAGUCUCCAGGUCUCAACUGGGAAGGCACCCAGUACAUGGGAUACCUUGACUUCUGCUUCCUCAUAGCGUACUCUGUAGGACUCUUUAUUAGUGGAAAUCUGGGUGAUAGAUAUCCUGUGCGGGUUAUUGUCCCAACCGGCUUCUUUAUCAUAAGUAUUAUGACAUUCAUGUUCGCCAUGGGCGGAAGCUGGGGAAUCUCCAGCUACUGGUACUACAUGGCAUUCUUUACUAUGUCAGGCUUCUUCCAAAGUAUUGGAUGGCCGGCUUUUGUCCCUGUGAUGGCCAACUGGUUCUCGAAGAAAUACAGAGGUCUUGUUUUAGGCAUUUGGUGCACAUGCCAAAAUUUCGGGAAUAUUGGAGGAGCACUUCUGGUAAAUAUACUUAGAGGAUAUUUUGGCAUGAACUGGAUCCUCUGUUUUAAGGUCAUAGCAGUAAUCAUACUUAUACUUGGCUUUUUGAACCUCUUCUUUCUCAUUGGUGAGCCUUCAAAUGUUGGAAUUGAUAUCGAUACUACUGAAGAACUAAAUAGUUCAAAUCAUAAUAUUGAUGUCAAAAAUAAUAUUGACGAAGAAGAACGGAUCUCUCUUGAUAAAAAUAGUGAAGCUGAUCCUCAAGAAGAUGUCAAAGCAGAUCAGCAUCUCCAACCUAUUGAUAAGAUAGAUAGCUCCUCUCGAAAGAUGUCUGAGAAAGUUCAAGAACCUAAAGUAGGGCAAAGAGCUAUUUCAUUUUGGAAGGCGUGGACAAUUCCAAAAGUAAUCCCAUAUGCUAUCUGCCUCGCCCUGGUGAAACUAUCUACCUAUGGGAUCUUAUUAUGGCUCCCUGUUUAUGCAGAUGAAGCAUUACAUUACAACAAUGCUGCUAUUGGAUAUUUAGCAGUCACAUAUGAUAUUGGAACAAUAGUUGGAAGCGUUGUCUUAGGAAAAAUUAGUGAUAUCGUUUAUCACAAAAGGUCUCCCGUAGCAUUCUUUGGUUGCUUAUCAGGGGCUAUCUUCUUUAUACUUGUGAUCUUAACUCCAGGUUACAUCAAUAUCAUAAUAUUCUUUGUCGGCUUCUUCGUAGGAGGGGUUUUCAAUGUGGUAGCAGCAACAGCUGCUACUGAUAUAGCUAAGAGUAAUGCAAUGGAUCCUAAAGAUAAAGCCUUAUCAACAAUUAGUGGAAUUAAUGAUGGAUGAGGCAGCAUUGGCUCAGCCUUUGGAUCCCUUAUUAUUUCCUCAAUCAGAGGAUUGUCCUGGAACGGAGUAUUUAUUUUCUUGGCUUCCUGUGUCUUAAUUGCUUCUUUACCAAUCUUAAGAGUUGUAAUUAAUGAAGUUAAGGAGAUUAUUCAGAUUCGAAAAGAAAAGAAGGAAGUAAAAUAA
Messenger RNA from Moneuplotes crassus, 1488 nucleotides. The record is from the annotation of a GenBank genome assembly. NCBI's taxonomy places the organism in Eukaryota, Ciliophora, Spirotrichea, Euplotida, Euplotidae.